AUGUCUCCUCCAGAAGAGCCAAGGACGACCGGGACUCCUGCACACGAAGUGUUUGGCACCAUCGGCAAUCAGGCUGAGCAGGUUGCGCCAGCGACAGAUGGCGUCGAAGGUGACAAUGAUCAACGUGUGGUCGAGGAGAUUGAGUCUCUCUGCAUGAACUGUCACGAGAAUGGAACAACACGUCUUUUAUUGACGAGAAUUCCUUACUUCCGCGAAGUCAUCCUCAUGUCCUUUUCUUGCGAUCACUGCGGGUUUCAGAACAACGAAAUCCAAGCCGCAGGAUCGAUCCAACCCCGCGGAACGCACUACGAACUGCGCUUGACGGAGAUGGAGGAUCUUUCACGCCAGGUCGUCAAGGCAGACUCGGCAUCUGCCAAGUUUGUCGAGAUUGACGUCGAGGUUCCGGCAGGUCGUGGUCAGUUGACCAACGUUGAGGGCAUCCUGACUGGUCUCGUGAGCGACCUUGAGAUGGACCAGGAGGCACGCAAGAACGAGCAGCCAGAAGUUUACGAGAAGAUUGCCGACGUCCUAGUCAAGGCGAAAUCCAUGCUGGCUGGCGAGUCAUUUCCGUUCCGCAUGAGCAUUGACGACCCGGCCGGCAACAGCUGGAUCGCUCCCGAUUUGCAUGACGGUGUUGGCAAGUGGGAGAAGCGCGAAUAUGCGCGAACACCGGAACAGAACCAGAGUUUGGGGCUGGCCGACACUGAAGAUGCUGCAGCCGGCACUACCACAUCUUCAUCUGGUAUACCGACAGCUUUUUCGGGAUCUGCCGGUGUCAUUCCUGUUGGCGGUCAGGGACGCCUGAAUCCGGACGACGAGAUCAUCCUGGACGAGGUGUACACAUUCCCGGCCAGUUGCCCCGGGUGCAUGCACCCGUGCGUGACGCACAUGAAGAUGGUGGAUAUUCCUCACUUUAAGCAAGUCGUGCUGAUGAACACGCUAUGCGACCACUGUGGGUACCGCUCAAACGACGUCAAGACAGGAGGUGAGGUCCCUGCAAAGGGUAGCCGCAUCUCUCUGAAGGUGCUCAACGAGGUCGACCUAGCGAGAGACAUCCUGAAGAGCGAGAGCUGCGCACUCGAAUGCCCAGAGCUCAACCUCUCUGUCAAUCCAGGCACGCUGGGUGGACGCUUCACGACUGUUGAGGGCCUGCUCACACAGGUGAGGGACGACCUUCGCAAUCAGAUAUAUCAGACGGGGGCUGAGGUGGGCGCGUCGCCAGCUGGUGCUCCGGCAGCCGGUGGCGACUCCCUCAGCGGCGAUGAUCGUAUGCAGUGGACGUCUUUCUUUGCUGGUCUGGACGAGGCCAUUACCGGCAAGCGACCGUUUACGAUCGUGCUCGCAGAUCCGUUAGCAAGCUCGUAUGUUCAGAGUCUGGCAGACGAUCCCAGCAAGCCAGACUCGCAGAUGACGAUAGUCGAAUACGACCGGACCGCAGAGGAGGAAGAGGACUUGGGACUCUCAGAUAUGAAGACUGAGGGUUAUGAGGGAGAGGCAGAAGCUGCAGAAGCUGCACAUGAUGCACAGAUAAAGGAGGAUGCGGCAAAAGCGGAUGCGGCAAUAGCAGACGCGGCAAAUUAA
Molecule: messenger RNA, 1581 nt
Organism: Grosmannia clavigera kw1407
Lineage: Eukaryota; Fungi; Ascomycota; Sordariomycetes; Ophiostomatales; Ophiostomataceae
Product: zinc finger protein zpr1
Exons: 2
Coding region: 1-1581 (526 amino acids)
Cellular component (GO): cytoplasm; nucleus
Molecular function (GO): zinc ion binding
Source: RefSeq, a predicted model, not a curated record